GAGAGCGAGAGAGAGAGAGAUGUGGACACUCCCAGACAGAGAGUCAGAGGAAGUGCAGCAGUCACCUCCUCCCUCAGAGCGGGAAGUCACUCUCCUCAGCAUCCUCUGCAGGUUCAGUUCGGCAGCUCGGAGACGCGUCAGGAUGUUCUACUUCCACUGUCCGCCUCAGCUGGACGGAGAGUGCUGCCGCUCCAACACAUUGAAUUCAAGCGGAUUUGGUAACCACGCUCCGGCUGAUUUUGAUGAUGGAUUUCUACGAAGAAAACAGCGCAGAAACAGAACUACAUUUACUUUGCAACAGUUAGAGGCUCUGGAAGCUGUCUUUGCGCAGACUCACUACCCGGACGUGUUCACGCGCGAGGAGCUGGCUAUGAAGAUCAACCUGACGGAGGCCAGGGUGCAGGUUUGGUUUCAGAACCGCAGAGCGAAGUGGAGGAAGACGGAGCGAGGCAGCUCAGACCCCGAAGGAGGGAAAGAGCAGAUGAGCGAUGGCACUCCUCCGUCUCGCAGCAUCAACUCUACGUCUCCGGUGGACCACAGCAGGAAACAGAAAGAACCGCUGGAGAUGCAGCAGAGCAUCAACAGAACAGUGGGUCCAAGUGGUCCCUUCUUCCCGUCAUGUAUCCCAGGAACCCUCCUCAACUCUGCCACCUACGCUCAGGCCCUCUCACAGGUCGCUACACUGAAAGGUAAUGGUUUGUGCUCCUGCUGCGUCUCCGACCCCAUGGGCUUGUCCUUCCUGCCGCCCUACGGUUGUCAGGGAAACCGCACAGCCAGUGUGGCCGCCCUUCGCAUGAAGGCCCGGGAGCACUCGGAGGCGGUCCUCCAGUCUGCGAACCUGCUCGGAGCUGCGGCAGGCGGGCCAGGUGCCGGCGUGGGAGUCCUGUCUGGAGUCGGCGUGAGUGCGUCCGGGCUGGCGAGACCCUCCGUGGGCCCCACCAUCGAGAUACCCGGCACCGUGGGUCGAGGCGGGGACAGCUCAAGUCCUGGUUUGGCCAACAAGGUGCAGCUGCUGGGCGGGAGUCCUGACAAACACCCUCACUGCUCCAAAGAACAAAUGGAGAAAAAGUGAGGCGCUGGACGUAAACAUGGAUGGACUGAUGCUCUAAAUCUGUGUGAUGGUGCCGCUUGUUCCUUCACUCUUCUCUGAGAAACUAAGCACAAGCACAGACUUGACUCCAGAAACAUCCUGGGACUCUAAUGAUAUCACAAUGUGUGGAUGCAGACAUUCAAAUAUUUAUUUGACCGUAAAUUAUUAUUGUUUUUGAAAAAUGCUGAAUAUUUGGGGCCUUGUUUUCCCCGUUAAAGCACAAGUGUGAUUUUGGAUCUAUAUCUGUCUUCAUGCACUCUUGGACUCUAUUUAAUGGACUUACAUGUGUGCUGCAAAGACCUAUUUGAUAAUGUGAAUUUAACUCAAUCAGAUGCUUACAUUGUGAAUGUUAAUGCAUGUAUACUGUAAGUGUAGAGCUGAUGGUGGGACUGUAAGAAUUUGGGCAAUAUAAUACUUCUGCCAUCAGGUCGGUAACGGCUCAAACAAUCUCUCAUUCUCUUGGUUUUUAAAGUGAAAGUGCACUUUAAUAUUGAUCAGCCAUUUUUCUAUGUAAAUGUGUACACGUGCCAGAAUACAGUAUGUCUCAGUGACGGAGAGAGCGCCGGUUGUGUCUUCUUCUCUGUUAGCACGUCUGUAGCGCUGGCAGACAGGGAACACACCGGUCCUGUUGUGACAUGUUCUUUAAAACAAUUAAAGAUGUAGUCGCUCA
This is a messenger RNA of Notolabrus celidotus (New Zealand spotty), 1760 nucleotides long. It is a transcript of the gene drgx, whose product is annotated as dorsal root ganglia homeobox. Gene Ontology annotation, molecular function: DNA-binding transcription factor activity, RNA polymerase II-specific; RNA polymerase II transcription regulatory region sequence-specific DNA binding. Bases 20 to 1072 code for a protein of 350 amino acids. Gene Ontology annotation, biological process: regulation of transcription by RNA polymerase II. The transcript is spliced from 7 exons. The record is from RefSeq and is a predicted model, not a curated record. NCBI's taxonomy places the organism in Eukaryota, Metazoa, Chordata, Actinopteri, Labriformes, Labridae.